Messenger RNA from Elgaria multicarinata webbii, 1467 nucleotides. RefSeq names its product serpin family B member 5 (gene SERPINB5). Gene Ontology annotation, biological process: negative regulation of endopeptidase activity. The coding region runs from base 122 to 1249 and encodes 375 amino acids. NCBI's taxonomy places the organism in Eukaryota, Metazoa, Chordata, Lepidosauria, Squamata, Anguidae. The transcript has 7 exons. Gene Ontology annotation, molecular function: serine-type endopeptidase inhibitor activity. The record is from RefSeq and is a predicted model, not a curated record.
GAGUGCUUUCUUCCUGCUCCGUAGUGUCACCAGUAACACCAGUUCUUUGGGCUGUGCUUAUUUCAGCAUAUAUUUUUCUCAGUUCAGUGAGUGGGGUCGCUGCAUAGGGAGAACUACAGCAAUGGAGGCCAUACAAGUUGCAAACACUGCUUUUGCUGUUGAUAUAUUCAAAAAAUUAGCUGAAAAGAACAAAAAUGCAAAUAUUAUUUUUGCUCCACUUUGCACUUCAACCUCUCUAGCUCUUGCAUAUAAAGCUGCCAAUGGUGACAUGGCAAACCAAAUGAAACAGGGACUUCAUUUAGAAGAUGUUAAAGACAUUCCUUUUGGAUUCCAAACAAUAACAACUGAUGUUUCCAAGCUUAGUUCUUUCUAUUCACUGAAAAUGGUCAAACAACUGUAUGUAGAAAAGUCUCUUAACCCUACUAUGGAAUUUGUCAGCUCUAUCAAAAGACCAUUCCCAUCACAAUUUGAACAAGUAGAUUUUAAAGACAAAACAGAAGACACCAGGCUGCAAAUCAACAAAUCUGUUUCUGAUCUUACUGAUGGUAAAAUGGAGAACAUUUUGAUCGAGGGAAGUGUCAAUGACCAGACGAAGAUCCUCUUGAUCAAUGCAGCCUAUUUUGUAACUAACUGGAUGAAGAAAUUUCCCCAGGAGCAAACUAAGGAGUGCCCUUUUAGAAUAAACAAGACUGAAACCAAACCAGUGCAGAUGAUGAACCUGGAAGCUACAUUUUGCCUGGGCUACAUAAAUGAUUUAAAAGUCAAGGUUCUGGAACUCCCCUGUUAUAACAAACACAUGAGCAUGAUAAUUUUGAUGCCUAAAGAGAUAGAGGAUGAUACCACUGGAUUGGAACAGCUUGAGAAGGAGCUCACCGGUGAGAAGCUGUUACAGUGGACCAAUCCGAGUGCGAUGGCAAACACAAAAGUGAAUGUGUUUCUUCCCAAAUUCAAAGUGGAAGGGGAAUAUGAUUUCAAGCCCAUUCUAGAAAACCUUGGCAUGACCCACAUGUUCGAUGAAAGUGCAUCAGAUUUCUCCAAAAUGUCAGAGUCCAAAGGGGUAGUUCUGUCCCAGAUCAUCCACAAAGUCUUCCUGGAAGUAGUUGAAGAAGGGGCAGACUCCCGAGAUGUGCCAGGAUAUAGGAUCCUGCAAUACAAGGAUGAAUUCAAAGCUGACCAUCCAUUUCUUUUCUUCUUUAAGCACAACAAAACCCGCAAUAUUGUUUUUGUUGGCAGAUUCUGUUCUCCUUAAACGGAAUCAUUAAUUAAGAAGUGUUUGAUUUAUGUUAUCUGUUACUACCAUUUUUCUGUAAACCUUUGAAACCCCAAUAUAAAAUAUUGAAAGGGUAUCUAAGCAGUUUUGUAUGUUAAACAGGCUAUACAACUUACUUUCUAUAUGAUGUCAUUCUUCAAAACCGAUUGGACAAAAUAUACUCUUCAUAUGCAGCAUUAAAAUUGUAUAUAAUUUUG